AGAGAACGCUGGAAAUGACUGCAGUUAUUCGUGGAGAUCACCAUUAUCCUGAAUUAUUUGUUUAUUAGGCUACGAAUUUGUAUUGCAGAUUCGGAUUGUAUGUGACAUACAAAGUGGUCAAAGUUUUGCAGCAUCUUCUUUAAUAGGUUUUAUUGUCGUCGACGUCUAGCCUGCCUUAUAGGUAAUACCAUGUUAGGAGAAAAGGCACAAGGCGUUCCAUUGAUGGUAGGCGUAAUGGACUACAACUAUGAUGAAGAUUUGGAAGAAUUGUGUCCUGUUUGUGGAGAUAAGGUCUCAGGAUACCACUAUGGACUCCUUACAUGUGAAAGUUGUAAGGGCUUCUUCAAGAGGACAGUCCAAAACAAGAAGAGGUAUACUUGUGCAGAAAACCAGGAGUGUAAAAUAGACAAAACACAGCGGAAGAGAUGUCCCUGCUGCCGAUUCCAGAAAUGCCUCGAUGUUGGCAUGAGAUUAGAAGCUGUGCGUGCAGACCGCAUGCGUGGGGGCAGGAAUAAGUUUGGCCCCAUGUACAAGCGGGACAGAGCCAUGAAGCAGCAGAAGAAGGCUUUGAUACGUUCCACGGGCUUCAAGCUGGAGUCUGCUCCUCCACAGCUCUCCCCUGUACAGACUAACUAUGGCUUCACUGGAACCCUGCACAGCCUCCCAUCCCUCCCCAAAGGCCUCAUGCCCUCCAUCCCAGCCUCCAUCACCCCCACAGACUAUGAGGCCAGCCUCUACGGACCCUCCUCCCUGGGGGUGGCCAUGCAGCCCCAUGGACCCCUGCCUACCCAGUACCUGUGCACAGCAUUCCCCAGCAGGGCCAUCAAGUCUGAGUACUCUGACCACCACACAAGCUCCCCAGAGUCUCUGGUGGGGUACCCCUUUCCGGAUGUGUACCCCUCCGGAGGCUCCCCACAGCCUCCCCCCCUCUCCCCCCUGGUGCUAGAGCUGCUGCGCUGCGACCCAGACGAGAUGCAGGUGCAGAGUAAGAUCAUGGCCUUCCUGCAGCAGGAGCAGAGUGGCCGGGGCCGGCAGGACAGGCUCAGCACCUUCAGCCUCAUGUGUCGCAUGGCUGACCAGACUCUGUUCUCCAUAGUGGAGUGGGCCAGGAGCUGCAUCUUCUUCAAGGAGCUCAAGGUGGGGGACCAGAUGAAGCUUCUUCACAACUGCUGGUCUGAGCUGCUGGUCCUGGACCAUGUCUUCAGACAAGUGCAGCACGGGAAGGAGAGCAGCCUGCUGCUGGUUACUGGCCAGGAGAUGGAUCUGUCAUCCGUGGGGUCACAGGCUGGCUUGAGUCUGUCAGGCCUGGUCCAGAGAGGACAGGAGCUGGCUGGGAGGCUACUAGCCCUGCAGGUGGACAGGAGAGAGGUUGCCUGCCUCAAGUUCCUCCUCCUCUUCAAUCCCAAUGUGAAGCUGUUGGAGAACCAGGUGUUUGUGGAGAGUGUUCAGGAGCAGGUGAAUGGGGCUCUGCUGGAGUACACUGUGUGCACCUACCCCCUGUAUCUGGACAAGUUCAGCCAGCUGGUGCUGCAUCUGCCAGAGCUGCGAGCCCUCAGCACCCAGGCAGAGGACUACCUGUGCUACAAACACCUGAGUGGGGAGGUGCCCUGCAACAACCUGCUCAUUGAGAUGCUGCAUGCCAAGAAGGCCUGUAUAUGAGCACCACGCUACCAUCACUGUACACCAGCAGACUGUCUGUGGGACCGAUGGUGUGGAAGCAAAGAGGGGAUUUAUGAUUACAGCUAGGAGAAGAUGAGUUGUGUGUUUGUGUGUGUGCGUCCGUGCAUGCGUGAGUAUCCCCUCUGUCCAAGGUGUGUGUAAACAGAAUAUUGACUCAUUGUUUUGGCAGUCCUUCUAUUGUACAUAGUUAUAAAAUGUACAAAGAAAGCUAUGCUAUGAUACUGUAUGUAGUAAAUGUAACAUUUUGUUGAAUUCAGCAGAGUGAGGUCUUAUGUCAACGUUAUAUCAGAGUUAUAGGGCCACUUUCAGAUGAAAGAGGCCCUAUAACACGUCAUUAAGACAUGUCUUAGCCUUUCAAAUAUAGUGGAAGCACUACAUUUAUUUUAGCACUUGUUCCUUUGUACAUUGUCACCAACUUUACCAAAAAAUGUGGUAUGUGAAAAAUAUGUUAUGUUCAAUAUAGUUUUUUUCUAUUAGAUAUUGAUAUUCUAAUAUAUGAACUACACAUAUGUUUCAAGAAUUAAAUCUGCAUACUCA
Messenger RNA from Oncorhynchus mykiss (rainbow trout), 2217 nucleotides. It is a transcript of the gene nr5a1a, whose product is annotated as nuclear receptor subfamily 5, group A, member 1a. Gene Ontology annotation, molecular function: zinc ion binding; RNA polymerase II cis-regulatory region sequence-specific DNA binding; nuclear receptor activity. Gene Ontology annotation, biological process: tissue development; hormone-mediated signaling pathway; regulation of transcription by RNA polymerase II. Lineage: Eukaryota; Metazoa; Chordata; Actinopteri; Salmoniformes; Salmonidae. The record is from RefSeq and is a predicted model, not a curated record. Gene Ontology annotation, cellular component: RNA polymerase II transcription regulator complex.